This is a messenger RNA of Ziziphus jujuba (common jujube), 774 nucleotides long. Its product is annotated as protein ACCELERATED CELL DEATH 6-like. Gene Ontology annotation, molecular function: protein binding. The transcript is spliced from 3 exons. The record is from RefSeq and is a predicted model, not a curated record. The coding region runs from base 1 to 774 and encodes 257 amino acids. NCBI's taxonomy places the organism in Eukaryota, Viridiplantae, Streptophyta, Magnoliopsida, Rosales, Rhamnaceae.
AUGAGGAACCAAAUGAAGAAUCAGAACAUGAAAUCCAUGCCUCCUCAACUCUACAAGGCUGUUGCCACCAACAACAUUGAUUUACUCCGCCAACUUUCAACAGAUCGUGAUUUGGAGAUUUCUCUUUUCGUGCAGCGAAUACCUCGAGGAGAUACACUCCUUCAUAUUGCAGCAAGCUUAGGCUAUGAUCAGCACGUUCAAGAGAUCCUCAGUACCAGCGCUAAUACUAGUAGUAGCAAUGUGCUACUAAUAAGAGAGACGAAUAAUGACAGAGAGACAGCCUUGCAUUUGGCAUUGAAGAAUCGACACAAAGGGAUCGCCCGAAUGUUGUUCGAGAAAGAUCCAAAAGUGACACAUUAUGUGAAUAGGGAAGGAAAAUCUCCUCUGUAUAUGGCUGUUGAAGCUGGUUACAUGGAGAUUUUUAAGGCCAUGAUGGAGGAUCAAGAUGGAAAUAACCCUGAUGAUCUUAUGAAACAAAAAGUUGUCCAUGUUUGCAUUGAUGGAAAAAAUGGAGGUAUUUUGGACAUUUUAUUGCUAAAGAAGUGGAUAUCUGCCGUUACAUCGGUUGAUGAAAGAGGGAAAAAUUCUCUCUCCUAUGCGGCGCUAGUAGGUUAUACGGAAGGAGUUAGACGUAUACUAAUUGAAUUUGGAGAAUAUUCAUAUGUAGCUGAUGAAAAUGGCUUCUUUCCCAUUCACAUGGCAUCUAGUAAAGGUCAUAUAGAUAUAAUCAGAGUUUCUGCAGCAUUGUCCCGAUUCAAGAGAGCUGAACAAUAA